This is a messenger RNA of Aptenodytes forsteri (emperor penguin), 1707 nucleotides long. RefSeq names its product 2-phosphoxylose phosphatase 1 (gene PXYLP1). Gene Ontology annotation, cellular component: Golgi apparatus. Gene Ontology annotation, biological process: glycosaminoglycan biosynthetic process; chondroitin sulfate proteoglycan biosynthetic process; dephosphorylation. The transcript has 6 exons. Gene Ontology annotation, molecular function: phosphatase activity. The coding region runs from base 178 to 1707 and encodes 509 amino acids. Lineage: Eukaryota; Metazoa; Chordata; Aves; Sphenisciformes; Spheniscidae. The record is from RefSeq and is a predicted model, not a curated record.
AACAGCAGCAGCAAUCCAGAAACUGAAUGUAUGUCAAAUUAGGUAUAUGUGUCUGGGCUCGUCUGGGUCCGUAACUCGCCACUAGUGCUGAACGUUUGCAAAUUCUUGGAAACUCGGAGGAAGGGAUCUGUAGUCUCAGUUCACUGUUUGCUCCCAUUUGACUGCUCAGUGGAAUCCAUGAGGUUGGAAAUUCCUGCCGGCUUCUGUAAUGAGGCUGAUGAGUCUCUGUUUAGUCAGAAAAUUGAGACUAACAUGGCUGCUUGUGCUGCUGCUUCUCAGACUGGCUGGAGCUACAAGGGAAAACAGAAAUGGAAAAUGGUUUUGUUGCCUAUCUUUCUGGUUUUAGUGCAUUUAAUCCCGGUAAACCCCAUCAGGGAAGAUGGUUUGAGUCCUAAAAGCCGAAAGAGAAUAAUGCCCGAUUUGCUGACUGAGCCUCCUGUGAUAGAUCCUGUUUAUGAAGCUCAUGUUUACUGCAAUAUUCCCACCAUUGCUGAACGCAGCAUGGAAGGUCAUGCACCUCAUUAUUUUAAGCUAGUGUCAGUGCAAGUGUUGAUUCGACAUGGCGAUAGGUAUCCGCUAUAUGCCAUUCCCAAGACAAAGAGACCUGACAUUGACUGUAUGUUGCUGCCUAGCAGGAAACCUUCUCAUCCUCAGCUUGAAGCUUUCAUUAAACAUAUGUCCAAAGGGUCUGCAGCCCAAAUGGAUGGUUCCCUAAGCAGCCUGCCUCGUUACCCUAGUCAUUCUUUGUGCGAAAUGGGAGAGCUUACACAGACAGGGGUUGUACAACACUUGCGAAACGGACAACUAUUACGAGAAAUUUAUAUAAACAAACAUAAACUGCUUCUGAGUGACUGGACAGCAAAACACCUCUACUUGGAGACAACAGGAAAAAGUCGAACCCUGCAGAGCGCGUUGGCGCUGCUCUACACUUUUUUGCCAGAUUUUGACUGGAAGAAAAUUAACAUGAGGCAUCAGUGGAGCACCAUUUUCUGCUCUGGAAACUGCGACUGUCCUAUGCGAAACCACUACCUAGAAGAGGAGCAGCGCAGACAGUACAGUUUACGGGUGAAAAACAAUGAUUUGGAGAAAAUAUAUGUGGAUAUGGCAAAGAUUGUAGGCAUUCCCACCAGGCAGCUGAGAGCUUCUAACCCAAUAGAUUCUCUCUUGUGCUAUUUUUGCCACAAUGUCAGUUUUCCGUGUACCAAAACUGGCUGCAUUGGUAUGGAACACUUCAAAGUAAUCAAAAGACAUCAGUUGGAGGAUGAGAGAGAAAGACAGGAAAAGAAACUUUAUUUCUUGUAUGCGCUAUUGGCUACUCAUCCUCUCCUCAACCAGACUGUUAAUCGGCUGCAGCGUAUUGCAGAAGGCAAGAAGGAAGAAGUAUUUGUUCUUUACUCUGCGCACGAUGUCACGUUGUCACCGGUUCUUAGUGCCUUGGGCAUUACAGAGGCCAGAUUUCCGAGAUUUGCUGCCAGAUUAGUUUUUGAGCUGUGGCAGGAUGGGAAGAGACCCAAAGAACACUUUAUCCGCAUCCUGUAUAAUGGCGCUGACGUCACAUUCCAGACCUCAUUUUGCAAGGAUUAUUAUAAACGUUCCAGCAAGCCAAUGUGCCCACUAGAAAAAUUCGUUAACUUUGUCAAGAGGGAUAUGUUCUUAGUUUUUAACAGCACUAGUUAUUAUGAUGCAUGUCGUAGAAGACCACUGUAG